Molecule: messenger RNA, 3381 nt
Organism: Leptidea sinapis
Lineage: Eukaryota; Metazoa; Arthropoda; Insecta; Lepidoptera; Pieridae
Product: leucine-rich PPR motif-containing protein, mitochondrial-like
Exons: 16
Coding region: 56-3193 (1045 amino acids)
Molecular function (GO): protein binding
Source: RefSeq, a predicted model, not a curated record
UUCAGAUUUGUUUUUGAUCAAGUUUUUGGUCUUAUGUAAAUUUAAAUUUUUUGAAAUGUUGUCCAGACAUUAUUUUAAAGUUUCCAGUUCUCUUAGAUCAAUAGUUACUUUAAAAAUUCCACUUAAUACAAUAAUAAAUAAACCUCUAUUUUGCAGUUGCAACAUCAAAUCUAGCAGAUGUCUGAGUGCUAAUAAGGGCCCAGGACGGAAAACUCAAUUUCCCAGUGAAUUCUCCAAAAGCAGAAAUGUAAUCAACAAUUCUAUGAAUUCUGAAGAGCUUUUGGAGAAGCUUAUAUCUGGGUUGUCAUCAGAUAUUCAUCAGAAAAAUCGUGUUUAUAAAAAUGAUUUAUUAAGAGUUAUUGAUAAGAUUAAAGAAACAAAAUUCUCAACUAAAAAGCAAGAUUUACUAUUAAUUAGAUGCUGCUCUGAAUUAUUGCCAGAUGAAGCACCAUCAUCAAGAAACUUAUUGCUAGAAGAGGUUUGGAACACUAUAAAAUCACAUGCCAAGUUUGAUGUUGAUUAUUAUAAUGAACUUCUCAAGGUUUAUAAAGAAAAUAAGCGUCCACUCAAAGCCAGCAGUUUUAUUCAGCAGAUGUUACCUGUCAAACCAAACUCCACUACUUUUGAACUUUUGUUGAAAGUUAUAGCUGAGUUUGGGGAUGUCAAUCAAGCAACUGAAGUAGUUUUAAACAUGAAGUCAUUGGGAAUGCCUGCAACUGAAGAUACCUUCAACUCCCUUAUCAUAUGCUAUGGUAAAGGAGGAAAACUUGAUAGCAUAGAAGAAGUAAUAACAAUGAUGAAUUCGUUAAAGAUUGAAAACUCAGUGGACACAUAUACGGCUACUGCAUGUGUUUAUGCAUGUAAUAAUAAAAACAGCUUAUUACUUGAAGAAUUAGAUAAGGCUCGUCAGGCAGGUGUACAGUUUGGAGAGUCUCAUAUCAUGACUAUUGUUAAAAAUGCAGCAUUUAGUAAUAAUUAUGAACCAAUUCCAACAAUAUUGAAAUACUUACCAGAACAAAUACUAAAGUCUCCAUCGAUAUCUCCAUACAUGCAAAGUGUAUCCACACUAUUGGUGUUUCAAAAUCAUCCCGUCGUUGCACUUGAGAUCUAUAAGUGUUUGCCGUUGCCUUCAUUUGGUCCUAAAGAUGAUAAGGGUCUGCAUGGAAGAAGUUUGGUUAGAGAUUGUGUCAAAGCAUCUAUGCCUUCUAGUGUUAUAGGCCUUAUAACCCAAUAUCUGAUGGCAAGCGGUAGAAAUCCGAUAGCGCUGCAGAAUGCUUGUGAGUGUGCCUUACAACAGGGCAAGGUCGCGUUGGCUUUGGAUUUGUUCACGCGAAUGAAGCAGCUGGGAAUGCCACUUAGACCUCAUUACUUCUGGCCAAUAUUUCUACAUACAUCUAAAACUUAUGGAGAGAAAGGUAUAAUUAACACAUUAUCGACAAUGGUAUCAAUGGAUGUUAAGCCUGACCAUGAGACAAUUAUGGAGUACAUAUUACCACACGUGAGCUUCACUUCACCACAGAAUUUGAUGAAGAAGUUUCUGGAAACCGGCCUCACUGUCAGCACUGUGCUAACUCCAAUGAUGGAAACCCUAUUAAAUGGUGGCCAACUGCGAGCUGCAAGUGAGAUAUGUGAACUAUUCGAAGGCAAAGUUGAUGUGGAACUUUUACUUAAUCCAUUGGUAAAAGGUUACUUUAUGAGUAAUGAUAUGAAAUCUCUGGUACACAUACUACAGGAUAUGAACGCCAAAGCUUUGGACAAGAGUAAAGAUUGGACGGGCAGGUUCCUCUCCAAGGUGGUGAGGAGUAAGAGAUCACAGAAUGAUAUGAGUGAUCUGUUCAACAUUGCUAAAGCUUUAAUGUCCACAAAUCUAAAGAUAUCAACAACCGCAUCAGAUAUCUGCAUGGCCAAGAUACCAGACGGCUACAAGAACAGCGACGCAUUGCGGGAAGCUCUCGUCGCGAUAACGGACGAGCGAUUGAUAGAGGAGGGUGAAAUGUACGUGCCACAGAUGCCGCAUCCGAAACAAAUGAACGAGGGAUCACUGCGGGCUCAUUUGAAUGAACUAGAAGCUAAAGGCAUGAAUACACGAGGCGUCCUACGUAAACUCUUGCAGCAAUACUGCCGAGAGAAUAACCUGCAAGGUGCGAGGGAGAUUGUAGAGAAGUGUGAGAAAGAGGGGGUAUAUAUAUCAGCGGGCAUGAAAGCUGCCAUCUUCGAUCUACAUGUGAAGCUUGGCGAGUUGGACUUGGCCGAGUUAACUCUCUCUGACCUGAACAAGAACACACCAGGGUUCGUCCUCGACGAGUACAAAAUUAUCGAUUUUGCAACUCUUAUGGUGUACAGGAACAAAGUGGAUCGCGCUUUCAAUUUGAUCGAGGAGCAGUCUAAGAGAAGACGUAUAAUGGGCGGUAACAGUAUAUCGAUGAACUGCUGGCGACUUUUGGACGCGGUGUCGGCGCAGGGUACGCCCGAGGACGCGCGUCGCAUGCUCGAGACACUGCUGGCACAUAACUACUGCAAGCCCACCAACGUAAUGCUGGGGCCUCUUGUCAGAGCCUAUCUUAAAACAGAGAAUUACCAAGAAGCAGUGGAUGAGUUUGUGCGCCUCUCGCAGCUGUACAAGAAGACGCCCCUAAAACACGAGCUGCUGUGCAGAAUAAUGAAGGUUCUUGGAGAAGGCAAGGGAGAGGAGACGUUCCUUCUUAACGAGAAGGUCAUCGAGAAGUACAGCAAGAUGGUGCAGACCAUCCUCAACGUGUGCAAAAAGGUGCACGGGAAUAGCGACAUGCAGCUCUCGCUGAUAGCCGCUCUAGCCGACGUCGGAUACAGGAAGACCCUCCGCAAGCAGUUUCUGGAGCCACAAACCAAGAUCCACCCGGAAGCGCUGUUGCGCUACUGUGAGCGGUUCGCCGACGAGAAGAAUCUCGACGCCCUCGAAGCCAUCGCGGAAUGUUCCAGAGGCCUGCGCUAUAUCGACCCCGAGGAGAUCUAUUGUCUGAUCCUCAAUGUAUAUCAACGUGACGACAACUGGAAGGACGCUUUGGCUCUAUGGGACCGAAUGCAAGAAGCUGAAAUAGUUCCUUCACAAAAGUUUAUACGGAACAUCUGUGCUUUGUGUGAGGCUAACAAGAAACCCGUGCCAGCCGAACUAAGCUUACUAUUAAACAAAUACUCAAAAUCCGCCUCUAAUUAAUAAAUGAUAUUUGUUUAGUUGCGUUCUUUCAUGGCCUUUGUAUUUUAGAAUCUACAGAUUACAUUUCAGAUGUCUUUUAAAUUAUGGGUUAUUCAUAAACUGGCAAUGUUCAAUGUGACUGCUAGUGUGAUUAAAAUUUGUUGUAUCUGUGAUAUUUUUGUAAAUAUAAUAAUAUGUUUUAAUGUUAA